Molecule: messenger RNA, 717 nt
Organism: Rhodamnia argentea
Lineage: Eukaryota; Viridiplantae; Streptophyta; Magnoliopsida; Myrtales; Myrtaceae
Product: dirigent protein 22
Exons: 1
Coding region: 34-597 (187 amino acids)
Source: RefSeq, a predicted model, not a curated record
GUUCCCUUCACUGGCUAGCUGCACCUCCGCUCCAUGGCCGCCCUCAUCCCCAUCUUCUCUCUCCUCCUCCUCUCCUCCGCCGUCCCGACGCCCGCCUCCGGCUUCGCGACCGCCCUCGACCCGGGCCUCAUGGGCCUCGACCUCGGGAAGGAGAAGCUCAGCCACUUUCGCUUCUACUGGCACGACGUCCUGAGCGGCCCCAAGCCCAGCUCCGUCCGCGUCGUGCCUUCUCCGUCCAACGCCUCCGCUACCGGCUUCGGCCUCGUCAACGUGAUCGACAACGCCCUGACCCUCCUCCCCGACCCGGGGUCCGAGCUCGUCGGCCGCGCCCAGGGCCUGUACUCGUCGGCGUCCCAGGAGGAGGUGGCGCUGCUGAUGAUCAUGAACUUCGCCUUCGUGUCCGGGAAGUACAACGGCAGCGGCAUCACCGUGCUGGGGCGGAACCCGGUGUUCCACAAGGUGCGGGAGAUGCCGGUGAUCGGCGGCUGCGGGGUGCUCCGGUUUGCCCGCGGGUACGCCCGGGUGACCACCCACACGUUCGACCCGAAGACCGGCAACGCCGUCGUGGAGUACAACGUCUACGUGUUGCACUAUUGACAUGAUGUGAUUGUUUACUUUUUGCUUUUCUCUUUUGGGUGGUUACCAGCUUUUCUCCAUUUCCAUCUUUCGUGGUUUGAUAAUAAUGCAAAUAAAUCAUGACAUCCUCUCCACGGGCUA